Messenger RNA from Seriola dumerili (greater amberjack), 1427 nucleotides. RefSeq lists its product as uncharacterized. Gene Ontology annotation, biological process: adaptive immune response. The transcript has 4 exons. Gene Ontology annotation, molecular function: signaling receptor activity. Lineage: Eukaryota; Metazoa; Chordata; Actinopteri; Carangiformes; Carangidae. Gene Ontology annotation, cellular component: membrane. The record is from RefSeq and is a predicted model, not a curated record. The coding region runs from base 284 to 1003 and encodes 239 amino acids.
UUCUGUUUCAUCUCUAAUGUAAUGUGGCAUUCUUCAUUACUACAUGGCCUUAGAAGAAGCUGAUCCAUCAUACGUAGUGUUGAGUGUGCUUCCUCUUGUUUGCGCCUGUUUGCUCUUGUUUUGAGGUUUGAAGGUGGAGCUUCAUGGAGUUCCACUUGGUUUCAUUUAUAGUUAACCUAAACAUUUGACGGCAAGCAUUGAGUGCUUUGUCUGGGCUGUCAUGGUUUACAUCACUGACUUCUGACCUCAGGAUCUUAAUCAGUGUCUCCUGGUGGUGUUAAAGAUGACUGCGAUCCAGUUCCUGGUUUGUUUGUGGUUAAUCACACAAACUGGGGUUGUUUGCAGUGAGAUUGAGUUCUUGGAGAAGCGUGAGGGGGAAUCUGUGGUUCUUCCCUGUGGAGUUGAGCCGAGAAACCCCUCACCCAUAGCUGUCUACCUGAAGCGCAGCUGGCUGCGUCCAGUUGACGUGCUGUUCAUGUACACCCAGUACGAAUUCACUGUGACCAACGAUGAUGACAAAAAUCGCAUAACUGUCAGUGGAGACCCGAGCAGCCACUCUCUGAAUGUGACCAUCUCUCAGUUGACGGCUGAUGACACGGACCGCUACUACUGUGAGUUUGUUGUGGCCAACCUUGUCUCUGAAGACCUACACGUAUAUGGAAGGACUGAAUUCUUCCUCCUUGUUAAGGCUGGAGGUGAUUGUGGCUGCUCCAACUACUCCACUCUGCUGUAUGCUCUGUCUGCAGCUGUAGCCAUUCUCCUCCUCCUCAUCCUCAUUGGAUUUGUGGUGAUUUAUCAAGGCAAAGCACACCACAGUGUGAAGUUACACCCUCAGGCUCCCAUCUACGAGGUGAUGACUGGGCUGCAGCCCCUCAGCCAAAAACUGGCCUCUCACCAUCUGGAGGAAAUUGAGUUUUCUGAGUAUAGAAACUGCACUGUGAAGAAAUCCUGCCCUGAAAACCAUUAUGAAAGCCCGAGUGGGCCUCUCUGCUCCAGGACCUAGUCUCAGAAAUGAAAUAUUAGACCUUCUCUCCAGGAUCAUGAACUAGACCAGCUUAACCAGCUCAGCUGCCUGUGACACCAAGACUCAACAAUUAGUACUCUGAAGUUUGUUCAACACAUUUUAUCAGCUUCCCCCUAAGUUUCCUCAUACUGUUUUUUGUUGUUAUGUUUAUUGGACUGUUGCUAGUUUUUAGUAUAAGAGUGUUUGUUUUUGUAUUUUGACAUUUCCAUAAGAACCUUUAUAAAUAUUUGCAAUGGGGUGGGGUACUAUAGGUAUGUUUUAAAAAUUUUAUACCAGUGUCAGUAUAUAGUGUGAUGUAAUACAUCUUCUUGAAAAACUAAUUGUUUAUGUAAAAUAACCAGACAGAAAUGUAUUUUUGGUAAUUUCAGCAAAUUAAAGGUGUGUGUCCUUGAUGUCCAACAGA